This is a messenger RNA of Coprinopsis cinerea okayama7#130, 681 nucleotides long. RefSeq lists its product as hypothetical. NCBI's taxonomy places the organism in Eukaryota, Fungi, Basidiomycota, Agaricomycetes, Agaricales, Psathyrellaceae. Bases 1 to 681 code for a protein of 226 amino acids. The transcript has 11 exons. The record is from RefSeq and is a predicted model, not a curated record.
AUGCUCGUGGCCUUGUCGCUUUUCGUUUCCAGUGUUGCUGUCACGGACUUGAUUCCAUUAUUGUACGGACUUGGAGCAGCAAUAGGGGGACCUUUCGGUGGUUACAUUAACGACAACUUCGGUUGGCGGGUCGCAUUCUACAUGCAGGUUCGUCCGUCUAUCCUUCGUCCCACGCGACCGCCAUGUGAACCCGAACUCCAGGCACCGUUCUUCGUCUUUGCGAUAGCUAUUGUCGCGAUAAAGGUCAACAUCCCUCUGUCUGAGGAACUACAAAACCAGCCAUUAGCUACCAAGAACGCCGCUAGCAGUUUCUAUCUGCAAUUUCCUUGCGAGUAUGUCGGCAUUUUCUAUGCUGGCAGUACUUCACCGCCGUUCGACUGGAGAACGCUGCAGUGUCCGAUAGCUAUCCCGUCCGGUAGUCUGUUCGCUGGCUGCGCCAUCGUUGCCAGCUUCCUUGCAAGUCAAUGGAGCGAGAACACCCCUUCGUGGCAUUUCUGGGUAGAUCUAAUACCGUCCGGCUGUGGAAUGGCCAGCUUGAUCACGAGCACUCUGAUCGCAGCGGAUAGAAGGGCCUGGAGCACGAGAGCAGAUAAUCCAGUCAAUUCGCGGACCCAAGCUUCCACCAUCAUCAACGGCACCACAAACACAAGAUCGCGAACCAGAAACAGGUUUUCAGAAUAG